Molecule: messenger RNA, 447 nt
Organism: Vicia faba (fava bean)
Lineage: Eukaryota; Viridiplantae; Streptophyta; Magnoliopsida; Fabales; Fabaceae
Source: the annotation of a GenBank genome assembly
AUGGAUACCAAAAACGCAUUCCUCAUCCUUGGUCUAUUGGCCAUGGUUCUUGUUAUUUCCUCACAAGUGUCAGCUAGCAGGGACUUAACCGAGACUUCCACUAAUACAAAAGAUGAAGCUGUUGAAAAACCAGAUGAAUUAAAUGAUGCCAAAUAUUACGGUGGAGGCGGCGGUUACAAUGGUGGUGGAGGAGGCUACAACCAUGGUGGGGGCUACAACCAUGGUGGGGGUGGUUACAAUGGUGGUGGAGGAGGCUACAACCAUGGUGGUGGAUACAAUGGAGGUGGUGGAGGCUACAACCAUGGAGGUGGUGGAGGCUACAACCAUGGAGGUGGUGGUUACAACGGUGGUGGAGGAGGCUACAACCAUGGAGGUGGUGGUUACAAUGGUGGAGGUGGUUAUCGUGGUGGAGGUGGACAUGGCGGUAGUUCUAACAAUGGUAACUAA